AUGCGUCCGCUCCUGCUGCUUAUAAUUGCGACUCUGUGUUUGCUCUUAGCAACUUGUGGGGAUGCCUCCUCCGUCCCUGUUCGUGCGCUGUCGACCGAGCACACCGUUAAUGAGAUCGGCCCCCAGCACACCGUUUCUGAGAAAAGCCGUCUGCGCGGGGACAACAACAAGAUGACCACGGGAGGCUUCAAUGCUUACGACGAAGAGCGAUCGGUUAGAGCUGGUUUGAACGAGGUGGCGGGUUCGAUGAAGAAGGUUUGGGCCACCCUUGUUGAGCGUUUGUACAAGAUCUGGCUGAAAAUUACUGGUCGACCGACGAAAGUAGUCUACACUUAG
Molecule: messenger RNA, 336 nt
Organism: Phytophthora infestans T30-4
Lineage: Eukaryota; Oomycota; Peronosporomycetes; Peronosporales; Peronosporaceae
Exons: 1
Coding region: 1-336 (111 amino acids)
Source: RefSeq, a predicted model, not a curated record